AUGAGGUUUCGGGAGCUCCAGAGACAUUUAACAUUAGUUUUUUCGGCUGGUUAUGCUGAAUUGGGCCCUCCCCAGCGGGCAGCAUGCCGUUCGAUGGCAGCAUGUAUUCGAUUCGAUGGAAUCCUCCGCCGAGCAGCAAAUAUGAAAACCUUAUGUUUGUAUCGAAAGUUGAAUCAUGCGAUAGGUUCAGGGAUGGACUCCGGCUCCUGGCCUGCGAUCGCGUUGCUUACGACAAGAAAAGGCAUCUGCAUGUCCUCACCCCUUUAUCAGGGACUUUCCAAGCCCGAUAGUGAGCCGAGCCCUUCGGCGUCCACCCAUAGCCCCAAAGGAGACGUCGAAGUCGCCCUCGAGUUGAUUGCGGAGCUCACCCGCAUCCUCGCGCGGUUCCCGGAGUCUACCUGGCUCCCCAUCAGCAAUCUUUACAACGAGCUACCUACGAAGAUGCGGCGGGAGUACGUCCGGCCCCACCGUAGUCUAUUCCAAGUCCUGCUGAAAUCCCAGUCAGUCCUUGGGAUUCACCUGGACCCCUCAGGGAUCUACUGCGCCCGAGGGGAAGCGCCGGCGGAACCGUCCAAAACGUCACCGGAGCCCAUCCCCGUCCGGGAAAACCCCGCGCCACGAAAGGAGGCCCGGGCAAGCACCCCACCGCGCACGGAAACCCGCGCGGCGUCGCCUCCAGCGCCUUCGCCGCCGCCUUCUCCAUCCCCUUCCGUUCCUUCCGUUUCCCCUUCUUCCAGCUCGUUAGGGCCGGCACCGGUGGAUUUCUACUACGAUGUCGGCCUCACGACGAUCCCGCCACCGCCGGCGGAUUUUGACGUGACGCCGUCCUCCCUGCCCGUCCCGCAGGCGACCGCGGACGGGACGGUGCUCUCCCUACGCGAUUUCGUCCCCUUCAUCCCGCCCUUUUUCGUUCCCCUUGACGAGGUGCUCGCGCAGAUGACGGGGUACACCGAGCAGCACAUCCUCAACUUCUUCAACGCGAAGGCGAUGGAGAUGGUGCAGAUCGCCGGCCAACGGUUCAUCCGGCUCUACGGCGGCUACGCAAAUAUCUCCCUCGAGGGCUGCGAGGAUGCGGAGGAGACCUUCCAGAUGUAUAAGCCCCGGACGGAUCUCCUUCCCGCCUUCGUGAAGGCAUUCGAGGGGAUUCAGGAGAAGUGGAUGCCGCUCACCGUGCUGCUGAAGAGGGCCGACCCGGAAGCUGUCGCGCAGCUAAACCCGAAGGGCCCCGCCUCGAUCAUCUACUUUGCCCAGAUGCAGCAUGUCUUUGGGUUUUCCGUCGUAAGUAGUCAGGGCGGCGACGCCGAGGACGAAUCUUCGUCCCCUUCAUCGUCGGUGCUGCUGCGGAAGCAACCCUACACCGGUCUUACAUGCGAAACGACGCCGACGCCGAAGAGUGUGAAUUUUAUUCUCCAACGCGUACCUAUUGAAGGGAUUGUCGAUGUUCACAUGAUACAGGGCCAACUCACUCCUUCUAUACGAGAAGAAAUUGAUACAUACUACGGCGAUAUCUUUGGCUUCUUCAAGGCCCACGCCACGGUUUUCUUUCUUACGGAAGAUCACACCGUGGUGAUGCGAACGAGGUACCGCAACCGCAUGCAGGUCGCCUCCCUCCCACUUGAGGAGCAACUCCGAAUUGCCCUGGAGAAUCGAGACAAGCGAAAGGCACGGGCCAUUCGCAGGCGCAUCGCGUUUCGCGACAACCCCUCGCACCCAUUUCACGACCCCGACAACUUAGCUCGCGAGGUGGCCAAGUACUUGCCGCACCACGGCUUCGUCUCACUGAAAAUGUUCCUGCGUACAAAUAUCCCGGAGGAGGUGCUCUAUUUCAUGCCUGCCAAGAUAAACAACUUCUUCGCAAAUUAUCCGCAGUAUUUCCAACGUUUCGAGUAUCAGACCGCUGGCACGUGGUGCAUCUGCCGCCCAGGGAACCCAUUGCCUCGUGGGGUCAUUCGCCAGCAUUUUUCAGAGGAUGAUCUUCUGCGGCUCAUUGCAGAAUUUCUGCAACGCUGUGGUGGACCGAGGGCCUGCGCGAAUAUCUAUCUGAAUAUUCCACAUGGUGCACAAGAGGUCCUCCGAAAGCGGUACGGUGGUUUAUAUUACUUUGUCGAGAAGUACCCACAGUACUUCAGUAUCGUCCUUGGCUUAGAUACAGGCAACAUGAAAAGUGGUGCGGUGGUGCAUCUGAUCUCGCUCCCCAAUACUUUAAAAGGUCAGAGAGAGAAGGGCACAGCUGGAGAAUCUGGAGAUGGGCUAAGUGAUGAUGAUGGGGAGCAUGCUUGCCAUACGGGUCAGGGAAACGACGUGGAGGAGGAUUUCGACUGCGAUCACUGA
This is a messenger RNA of Phytomonas sp. EM1, 2331 nucleotides long. The record is from the annotation of a GenBank genome assembly. NCBI's taxonomy places the organism in Eukaryota, Euglenozoa, Kinetoplastea, Trypanosomatida, Trypanosomatidae.